Messenger RNA from Hemiscyllium ocellatum (epaulette shark), 1503 nucleotides. RefSeq names its product gastrula zinc finger protein XlCGF9.1-like. The transcript has 2 exons. Bases 411 to 1022 code for a protein of 203 amino acids. Gene Ontology annotation, molecular function: DNA-binding transcription factor activity, RNA polymerase II-specific; RNA polymerase II cis-regulatory region sequence-specific DNA binding. The record is from RefSeq and is a predicted model, not a curated record. Gene Ontology annotation, biological process: regulation of transcription by RNA polymerase II. Lineage: Eukaryota; Metazoa; Chordata; Chondrichthyes; Orectolobiformes; Hemiscylliidae.
CCAUGUGCUUCUGAAGCCGCUACUCUCUUUCUGAAUCCACAUUAAGCUUCACCCAGACUGCCAAUUCCUUCCUCUGUCUAAGAAAUAGUAUUUGAAGAUCUGAAGACAGAAGUUUCAAAAUCAACAGAUGAAGGCCUUAUGCGCAAAACGUUGACUCUCCUGCUCCUCAGAUGCUGCCUGACCUGCUGUGCUUUUCCAGCAAUGCACUUUUCAAAUCUGACUCUCCAGCGUCUGCAGUCCUCACUUUGACAGUCACUCAGUCCAUCGGGACCGCAACAGUUUUCAACUGUGACUCUGUGAGAAGGAGCAAAGCGUUUUGGUUCUUGUUUGAGUACGUUUUCAGCAUCAGUGGGACUGGAUGAGAGACCCUACCAUAAUAGUAGACUGAGUUUGGAGCCUGAAGCAGUGAUAUGGCCUGGAAUGAGGAAUUCGCGGUGGGGAUAGGCUCUGCACGUGUGGCUGAAGCUCCAGCCAUGGAGAAACCAGAGGAAUCCCGCCCCAUGGAGAAACCAUGGAAGUGUGGCGACUGCAAAAAAGUUUUCCGUUUCCCGUCGGCCCUGGAGAUUCAUCGGCACAGCCACACUGGGGAGAGGCCAUUCCCCUGCCCCGAGUGCGGGAAGGCCUUCAGCGAUUCCUCGCACCUGCUGAGGCACCAGUGGGUCCACACUGGGGAGAGGCCGUUCCCCUGCCCUGAGUGCGGGAAGGCCUUCAGCGAUUCCUCCCACCUGCUGAGGCACCAGUGGGUCCACACGGGGGAGAGGUCAUUCUCCUGCCCCGAGUGUGGGAAAGCCUUCAGCGAUUCCUCCCACCUGCUGAGGCACCAGCGUGUCCACACGGGGGAGAGGCCGUUCCCAUGCCAAGUGUGCGGGAAGGCCUUCAGCAAUUCCUCUAACCUGCUGAGGCACCAGUGGGUCCACACAGGGGAGAGGCCCUUCAGCUGCCCCAAGUGUGGGAAGGACUUCACCCGCUCCUCCUACCUGCGGAGCCACCAGCGAGUUCAUGUGCCAUCGCAGGGGGAUUGAAGGAAUGACGGCCGAGUGCCAUUAUCAACUGGACUAUCAACCCAGUUCCAGUGGCUCCCGAGUUCGAUUCCCACCGCGACAGAUGGUGGAAUUGGAAUUUGGUGAGAAAUCUGGAGUUCAGAAUCUAACAGUGAAACCAUUGUCGGUGGGGUGGGGGUGGAAGAAAACCCCCAUCUGAUUCACUCAGUUCUUUUUUAGGGAAGACUUGAGCAGUUAUUAGAGCAGUCGUCCCAGCUGCAUCCUUUACCCGGUCUGGCCUACACGUGACUCCAGACCCACAGUAGUCUGGUUGACUCUACGCUGCUCAUCCAACUUACUUGGAUACAGGUUGAAAUUGCUGAGUGAGGCAAUACUUCCUCCAGGUUAAGGCUAUAUCAAGGAUCCAAUUACAAAGGGACAACUCAGUGGUGACCAAUAAUGAAGAAAGUGAGGGGUUGCACUUUGACCUUGAGCUGUUUUUAAAAAAUUGCUACUUUUUCUA